Messenger RNA from Strongyloides ratti, 1131 nucleotides. RefSeq lists its product as hypothetical. The transcript has 2 exons. The record is from RefSeq and is a predicted model, not a curated record. Bases 1 to 1131 code for a protein of 376 amino acids. Lineage: Eukaryota; Metazoa; Nematoda; Chromadorea; Rhabditida; Strongyloididae.
AUGGUUUCAUCAAAAAUAUUUUUACUUACAAUAAUUUUUAUCUUAUUCUUAUCUGUUGAUAUGUUUUCUGUUCGAGGAAAACGCCAAUGUUCAUGUCAACAACCACCAAAACCACAAUGUUCAUGUUCUAAAGCUGUACAAAUUUCAUAUUCAUCUCCUGUUCAAGUUUCAUGUGGAUGUCAACAACCACAACAAGAUUGUCAAUGUAAUACACAAAAAUAUGAAGUACAAACUAUUUCACAAUGUAUGAAUACAUGCCAAAAUACUUGUCAAAAUACAUGUCAAUCCAGUCCUUCUGUUAGUAAUACUAAUGCUUGUGCAUCUGCUUGUUCUAAUAGUUGCCAAACAAUUUGUAUUAAAUAUUCACCAGUUACAACAACUCAAGCACCUAAAGUAUAUAUGAUAUCAAUUCAACAAUGUGAAGCAGAAUGUCAAAAUUCAUGUAGUGGAAGUACACAAUGUCAACAACAAUGUCCAAAAAUUUGUUCCUGUAAAAAUGAAUGUCAAAAUACUUGCCUUUCUAGUGGGCAAAAUUUAAAUACUUGUUCUCAAUCAUGUCAAAAUAAAUGUAUACAAGUUCAACAAAUUCAAACUUCAUCAUGCCAAUCAAAUUGUCAAAAUCAAUGUUCAUCUUCAGGUGGAAAUAAUUGUCAAAAUCAAUGUAAUAUUCAAUGUUCAUGUCAAAAUGCUUGCCAAAAUAGUUGUACAAGUCAAGCAGGUAAUAAUUGUCAAUCUGCAUGUCAAAGAACAUGUGAUAAUGUUACUAAAUAUGUUGUUUCACUUCAACAACCAUCUAACAAUAAUUGUAAUAAUAAUUGUCAAAAUCAGUGUUUACAACAAAGUAAUCCAACUGGAUGUAUUAACGUAUGCCAAGUUCAAUGUUCUCAAACAACAACUCAAGCACCAAUUGUUUAUCAAUGUGUACCAAUAUGCCAAGAUUUAUGUAUGAGUUCAUGUACUCAAUCACAAUCACAAUGUCAAUCUCAAUGUUCAAAUACUUGUCAAAAACAAUGUAAUACUACAACAUAUAAUAUUAUUACACCAUGCCAAUCAUCUAAUAGUAGAUCAACUUGUACCUGUCAACAAAAUUAUACUCCAUGUAAUAAUAACAGUCAAUGUUGCAGACGUUGA